AAAACUGCAGUUGAAUAUUUCCUACUACCUCACCGUUAGGACACCAUUUUCUAUUAUUUGACACAUUUCAUUUUGAUAUCUUUUUCACGACUAAUGUGCGAUAUUGCCUUCUGAUUUUAACUUCAUAUUUUGUUACUUUGAUGGAUUCAUCAUCUAAAUUAUAAAGGUGUUUUUGUAACGCUUUCUCGGCGAGUUAUCGUUGUUGCUACUGGAAAUCAAAGUGACUAAAUAUUUUUACAACUCAUCAGUGAAAGAGCAACAUUUUGUUACCAACUUGGAGAUGCCACUGCAUUGCAAGGGUAGCUUCUAGUUUACCCUGUCAGAAUGGAAACUACUAGAUUGAUAUGUGGAAUGCAUAAUGAUGAUAUUGUUGAUGAAAUUCAAGCUCUCAGUGCCAUCUUAUGCGAAGAUCAGGAGUUCCAGGUGCAAUCUAUCGAUGAGAAAGAAGUAAUGUUAAUGAUCCACCCACACCAGAUCAAGAAUCAUUUAAUAACUCUCACUGUUAUUUUGGACAUCAAAAGUUACCCCGUUUCUAGUCCACAGUUAUCGGUCCAGAGUUCCAGGUUGAGUCGAGCAGAAUUGCAUAUCCUUGACACACUAAUCAAGGAAGAGGCCUACAAGUUACAAGGACAGGUGACUAUUUUGUCUUUAGUUGAAUGGCUGGUCAGAUACUGUAACCGUUACGAAGAGAAAACGAUACCAACAGCGGAGUCUUUGGCAGGAGACGCCGAACACGAAUAUACCACUAUAGUUCAUCUUCAUCACAUCCGUAGUAAAAUAAUUUAUGUUAAAACGCUGAGUCAAUGGUUUCGUGAGCUCGAUCUCCACGGAGUCUUGAUCUCUUAUCGAAGGUGGAUAUUCCUCAUGGUUUCGGGGGAAAAAAAUAACCUCCAGGUAUUCUCCGUUGCAAAGACAAGUUUGAUCGAUCAGCUAAUACGUUGUCCCUGGAGUCAGUUGUAUCUAAAACGACACAGGACACAGAACGUCGACAUAGACUCCGUUGGAAGGCCAUGUAAAGAGCGAAUGCUGACUGUUCUGGGUCAAGUGGAAGGACGUCUUGAUGCAGUCGGCGUACUGGACGAGGUAGAACUCAAUGAUUCCGGUAAAGACUGGUCAACAUAUUGGAAGAGUAGGUCAAUUUUAGUGAGUAUCUAUCAGAAAUUUAUUCAGCCACAAAUUGGACAGAAGAAAUGAUGAAAGUAAUCACAACACACCAGCGGGGGCAGCAACAAGAGACGUUCAAGUAAUCCGGAAGGAUGAAUGAACAUUUUAAAAAAAGAAAGAAAAAGACACGCACAAUGUAACAUCUGUUCAAUUCACAUUUCUCCUACUCCGGCGAGAUCACACUCGUCUUUUGCGUUUUCUUCAUUAUGAUACAAAUUGUGUUUUAAUAUACAGCAGUUUUCACGCUAGGAAAUUAA
Daphnia magna is the source of this 1421-nucleotide messenger RNA. RefSeq names its product RWD domain-containing protein 3. Lineage: Eukaryota; Metazoa; Arthropoda; Branchiopoda; Diplostraca; Daphniidae. Gene Ontology annotation, molecular function: protein binding. Gene Ontology annotation, biological process: positive regulation of hypoxia-inducible factor-1alpha signaling pathway; positive regulation of protein sumoylation. The transcript has 4 exons. The record is from RefSeq and is a predicted model, not a curated record. Bases 325 to 1194 code for a protein of 289 amino acids.